GUGUGCGUACAUAGAAAACAGAUGGUGUAAACAGGUAUUAUUACAGCCAGAAAAAAUGUAUGUCAGUUUAGAAAUGUAUUUUCUAGCCCAAGCUGUUCCUGUUAAGCCUCUUCAGCUGUGCCAAGGCCUUGUCUCUACUCAAGGAGAUUCUCACACCCAUAAAGCUGUACAUCAAACCCCCAAACAUUGCCAGGGUCGUGUAUGUUAUCCCUGCCUGGCUUAGAGCAGCAAGAAGACACAGGAUGUUCCUAGGGCAGCCAGGAAUGAGUUUGCAGCUAAAGGAAGCGACGAAACAGAGCAAACACCAUUCAAAUGCUCCUGUCCAGCACAGGGAGCCCCUGGGACGAACGACCAGAGCCCAGGAUGAGAAACACUCCACGGGCAAAAACCAUCCUUGAGAAAAGCAAACCACGGCGUCCCCUUUGGACUGAGGGUCGUGAAUUGCAGGGGAAGAACGGAGAUGUUUUAGAGGCGUCCCUGCCUACAGCCCAGGCGCUCAGGGAACGCGAUACCAACCCCAGGGCACCGGGCACGGUUUGGAGCGGGCUCGGCUCCAGCAGCUCCGCAGAGCGAGGGAGGGCAGAGGCCGGAGCCGCGGUUGCCGUGGCAGCGCUCCCACAACACCGUCACCCGGGAAGUGCAUCCGGGGCCGCCCCAAGUAGUUCCUCGGUGACGGCGGCGGCGCGGCGCGGAGGGAUCCGCCGUGUCCUGGCAGAGCGGCGGCCGCGGCCCGGCCCGGCCCGCCCGGCCCCGGCAUGUUCAAGAACACCUUCCAGAGCGGCUUCCUCUCGGUGCUCUACAGCAUCGGCAGCAAACCGCUCCAGAUCUGGGACAAGAAGGUGCGCAAUGGCCACAUCAAGCGAAUCACGGACAAUGACAUUCAGUCACUGGUGCUGGAGAUUGAAGGAACAAAUGUCAGUACCACGUACAUCACGUGCCCUGCUGACCCAAAGAAGACCCUGGGCAUCAAACUACCUUUCCUAGUGAUGAUCAUCAAGAACCUGAAAAAAUACUUCACUUUUGAAGUGCAGGUGCUGGAUGACAAGAACGUCCGUCGGCGUUUCCGGGCGAGCAACUACCAGAGCACGACUCGGGUGAAGCCCUUCAUCUGCACCAUGCCCAUGCGGCUGGACGACGGCUGGAACCAGAUCCAGUUCAACCUGUCCGACUUCACGCGCCGCGCCUACGGCACCAACUACAUCGAGACCCUGAGAGUGCAGAUCCACGCCAACUGUCGCAUCCGACGGGUGUAUUUCUCUGACCGGCUGUACUCAGAGGAUGAGCUCCCAGCUGAGUUCAAGCUGUAUCUGCCUGUCCAGAACAAGGCCAAGGUGAGCUAG
Messenger RNA from Vidua macroura (Pin-tailed whydah), 1340 nucleotides. It is a transcript of the gene CFAP20, whose product is annotated as cilia and flagella associated protein 20. Gene Ontology annotation, biological process: positive regulation of cell motility; regulation of cilium beat frequency involved in ciliary motility; cilium assembly. The transcript has 5 exons. The record is from RefSeq and is a predicted model, not a curated record. Gene Ontology annotation, cellular component: motile cilium; ciliary basal body. The coding region runs from base 756 to 1340 and encodes 194 amino acids. NCBI's taxonomy places the organism in Eukaryota, Metazoa, Chordata, Aves, Passeriformes, Viduidae.